Messenger RNA from Aspergillus ibericus CBS 121593, 198 nucleotides. RefSeq lists its product as uncharacterized. Lineage: Eukaryota; Fungi; Ascomycota; Eurotiomycetes; Eurotiales; Aspergillaceae. The transcript has 3 exons. Bases 1 to 198 code for a protein of 65 amino acids. The record is from RefSeq and is a predicted model, not a curated record.
AUGCGUUUCUUCGCCGUCGUCGCUCUUCUCGCCUCUCUCGCGGUCGCCAGACCCGCUGAGAACGGCAUCCUGAAAACAGAACUUUCCUGUAUUGGACUGACCAACGAAACGUGCGUCACCAAUCUCACCAGUGGAAGAGGCUGCUGCCCUCCCCUCGUCUGUGGAAGUGACCAUAUCUGCCACUCGUCUUACCACUAA